This is a messenger RNA of Spodoptera litura, 2405 nucleotides long. Its product is annotated as CKLF-like MARVEL transmembrane domain-containing protein 4. Gene Ontology annotation, cellular component: membrane. The record is from RefSeq and is a predicted model, not a curated record. NCBI's taxonomy places the organism in Eukaryota, Metazoa, Arthropoda, Insecta, Lepidoptera, Noctuidae.
GUGUUUCAGUUUACGUGAUUCUCUCCGUUGUGCUAGUGUACUGUGUGCAUAAUAUUCAGCCUCUUUAUUGCGCAUCACACUACAUGUAUUCAAAUACAUAAAGAGAUGACAACAAUCUGCUCCUAGCUGUAUAACUACUGAUGAUAUUCUUAACAAUAUUGGAACAUAACAAUAUAAGACAUAAGCAGGACCAAUACUGGUUUUAGAAACAAAAUAUAAAUAUGUAUGAGUAACAUAUUAGUACCAUAAGCUAAACGUGACCAUGGCGUACCCUAACCAGCUGCCCCCGCCCCCGCCCCAGACUAUGGGGUCCACAAACACGGUCUUCAUCAAAGAGUUAAGAUUCGACCCCUCGUAUUUGAAGACUUUGCCAGGAGUACUUAAAGUUGUUGUUGUGCUCUUCAACUUAAUCGGCUUCAUCUGCAUUCAAUCGUCCGCAUUCUGGUCAAAUGGUCGAGGAGUGUACUUCAACAUAGUAGCUAACCUGGGGUUCUGGUUCUCCGGCAUCCUGCUGGCGCUGUACCUGUUCCACGUGGUGGAGAAGUACCACAACAUCAAGUGGCUGAAGAUUGAGAUGAUCGCGUACAUUGUGAUGGUGUUUCUGUACCUGAUUGCGUCUACUAUUGUUGUGGCGUUUGGAGCUGCUGGGUACUCUGCUGCUGGGUUCUUCGGCUACCUUGCGAUGGUGCUAUACGGAGGAGAUGCCUUCCUCAAGUAUCAAGCGCUGAUGGCCGGCGAGCUCGCGCAGGGCCACCGCGUGCAAGCCAAGCAGACACACGUGACCACGCCCCCCGCGUUACCAUAGCAACCUGGACCUAGGUAAUUUUGGAAAAUGUACAUACAUAGGUACUGUAAGAGAUUGUAUUUACUCUUAUGAUUGUAUUGAAUGCAAUCUGAACAGGUACAGACACCAGCAAGUCAACAUAUACUUAUUUGUAAAAAAUAUUCAAUUGAUUUUCAACCUUGUCUUUUGUAAUAUGGUCGAAAAUUGAUUGCAAUAUUUUGACAGCUUCGUCCCUUGAUGAGCUGGUGUACACUUAGUUCUAAUUAGCGGAAGUGUUCUGUAAAUAAGUAUCUAAUCAACAUCAUGUAUUGUCCAGCAUCUCGGUUCAAGAAUUAUGAAUGCUAGAAAAACGAGUUUUAGAAUAUAAGCGCUCAAGUAAUGGACCAAAGUCACGAUUCGUUAUUCACAUGUUAAUAUUUUUUUUUUUCAAUUUUAUGUUAUUGGUCUGUCAGAACACGAGAGGAGGCAAAUUGGUAAGAAUCUAAUAAUCAAUGAUAUUAAUUUCGAGAUUUCUAAUUUUAUUUUCGAUAUUUUAUGAAUUACUUAUUAAUCAAUUUAAUUUUGUUGAUUUGAACCUUGAUUGGUUUUCGAAUACCUACUUACUGAUUGAAAUGAUUUUAAAUUAAUUUACAAAGACUAGCUAUAAGUAUAAUUUGUAAACACGCUUCAAAAGUUCAAAUAUUUUGCUCUAAUUACGUGCAAAUGACCAAAAAUAAUACAAUAUUAAUUAGUGAAUUUUAGUUUAAAAUUGAUAUCAUUUUAAUUUUAAAAAGAUAGAAGAAGACAGAGGAAUCAUUCUGUUUCUCAUCCUUGGACAUUUAAGUAUGCAAGUCUACGUAGCGCUGAUGUCUACACAGUUUUUGUACCUAUAAAACCUAGCAUUACGGGCUUAAGGGUAACCAGAUCUUACUAAAUUCAUGUAAAAUACGACUGGAAUUAGAUUUUACCCCAUCUUAAUCAUAAAUAUCUGGAUUAAUCUUGGUUUUGACAGAAAUUCAUUAGGGAGGGCUGAGCUGAUGUCGAAAAUCGAUCGCUAGAUUGUAAUUUAAAGAUUUUUGAUUGCAAUCGGUUACUCAUUUCGGCUUAUGAUAGCCUGUAUGUAUCUACGUAGAUAUGUGUUUUACAAACGCGUCUGGAUAACGCUAAGUGUCGACCUACUUGUCCAAGGUCAGGAGAAGCAGUAAUAAGUGUAAAUAUAAUGUAUUUAACCUAUUUCCCACCAAGUUAUGUAACCCAGUUUCUGAUGGCUGUGACGUCACUAAUCAUGUGCAGUGCCGGUCAUAUCUGCAACACGAUAAACUGGAAAUAAAUCGCGGGCAUGCAGUUAAAUACCAAAUCCUGUCCGAUUUUGAUAGCAUGUACAUAGUUGCAUUUUACGUUUUAACAUUAUUAUUAUUAUUAGGUAAUAAUGUAAUAUGCUAUAUAGACGUUUUACCAUGGUGUAAUUUUUGGGAGAACAAAAAACUGUCGACAUUUGGCACGCACAUUUAAGUUCAUGCUAUUUUCAGAUGUUACUUCAUAAAAUAAUCUAGAUAUCUAUGAAGUAAUUAUGAAAGAGCGUAUUCCUUUUUAAAAUGCCGGCAACGCACCUGUGACUCCACUGGUGUUGUGGGUGUCCAUG